This is a messenger RNA of Artibeus jamaicensis (Jamaican fruit-eating bat), 2486 nucleotides long. It is a transcript of the gene RAB4A, whose product is annotated as RAB4A, member RAS oncogene family. Gene Ontology annotation, cellular component: postsynaptic recycling endosome. Lineage: Eukaryota; Metazoa; Chordata; Mammalia; Chiroptera; Phyllostomidae. The record is from RefSeq and is a predicted model, not a curated record. Bases 223 to 879 code for a protein of 218 amino acids. The transcript has 8 exons. Gene Ontology annotation, molecular function: GTP binding; GTPase activity. Gene Ontology annotation, biological process: regulation of endocytosis; Rab protein signal transduction.
CGGCGGUGCGGGGCGGAGUGCGCCUGCGCGGAGCCGGCCGUCCGGCGGGGCUGCAGCCGCACAGUGGCUGGCGGUUGCUGUGGGGACCGCGGUCCCCUCCCUCCUCCGUUCCUGCCCUACGCCGUUCCCCACCGAGAAGCGGCGGACCACCCCGGCCCUCCCCUCCCGCCGCCCCGCCUGGAGGUGCAGCUGUGACCCGCGAGAGGCGGUGCCGCUCCCAAGAUGUCGCAGACGGCCAUGUCCGAGACCUACGAUUUUUUGUUUAAGUUCUUGGUUAUUGGAAAUGCAGGAACCGGCAAGUCUUGCUUACUUCACCAGUUCAUUGAAAAAAAAUUCAAAGAUGACUCAAAUCAUACCAUAGGAGUGGAGUUCGGUUCCAAGAUAAUAAACGUCGGUGGUAAAUACGUAAAGUUACAGAUAUGGGACACAGCAGGCCAAGAACGAUUCAGGUCUGUGACCCGGAGUUACUACAGAGGUGCCGCCGGGGCUCUCCUCGUUUAUGACAUCACCAGCCGCGAAACCUACAAUGCGCUUACUAAUUGGUUAACAGAUGCCAGAAUGCUAGCAAGCCAGAACAUCGUCAUCAUCCUCUGUGGGAACAAGAAGGACCUGGACGCAGAUCGCGAGGUCACUUUCUUAGAAGCCUCCAGAUUCGCUCAAGAAAACGAACUGAUGUUUUUGGAAACAAGUGCACUAACGGGGGAGAAUGUAGAAGAGGCCUUUGUACAGUGUGCAAGAAAAAUACUUAACAAAAUUGAAUCAGGUGAGCUGGACCCAGAGAGAAUGGGCUCCGGCAUUCAGUACGGAGAUGCUGCCCUGAGACAGCUGCGGUCGCCGCGCCGAGCACAGGCCCCGAGCGCACAGGAGUGUGGCUGUUAGAGCAGCCGGGGAGCGCAGAGGUGAUCAUACAGUGGUGUUUGGGACCCAGUUUUCGGAGGUCGAAGAAGUUUUUUACCACCACCUUUUUCUACUUUAUACAGAAGUAGAUCUCUGUCCGGGGGCGGGAGGGGGGAGGUUUGGGUGUUAUGUGUAAGCUAGUGAGUGUGGCUCAGCAGAUCACGUGGUGACACUCCUUCAGUGGACCGCACCGUGGGAUGUCUACACGUGUGUAAACAUGUUCCGUUCCAGUGUCCUUUCGCCUCCGGUUCAGACCCUGGCCCACACUGUAUACACUCCAGCCCUGCGACUCUGCAGCUUGGUGUCUGACCUCGUGGAAGGUCACACGAAAUGCAGUCCCGUGUUUUAUUUCCGCUAAUCAUGCGACCUGAGAUCUGUUGGCCCAGGCGUGCGGUCCUCAGGCUGGUUAAGUCGUUCCCACUCUGGCGUCACUGGCCAGCACGGUGCUCGCUCGGUUCUGUGCACGGUCCACGGGGUGUGUGUGUGACCCCACCGACACACUACACAGUCGUUGCUCACGUAGCAAAACAAAAUCUAAAGUGUUCUCCUGUGAACUUGACCCUGUCCAGCAAUCUGCUGAUGUCCAAGCACCUGCAUCAGGAUCACAUCAGUAAGCGCAGCCGGCAGCUGCUGCCCCAGGCGCCGUGACCAGCCCCGCGGACUCGGCACCAUCCUCCACGCUCGCCAGGCCGCCGGCCCGCGGGUCCCUAUCGGCGCACGUGAUGACAGACCCGUCACCUGGCUGCACUCCCGGUCUGGUCUUCCUGCUAGAAAACCCUCGGUUUGCUCCUGUGCUUUUUCUGGGGUCACUGCCUCUUUUGUAAGCCUUUUAUUGUUUCGUGUUCCUCUGAAGGAAGCCCACUAAAUCAAGUUAACAGUAAAGGGAUACCACUAAGAAAUUCUGUAUAGCUUUUGCUGAAUACGUAAAUGCCUUAGGACAGUUAUCAAGUCAACACAUUGUUAAUUCACGUGAGGUUUAUUGAAGUAUAGUAUGUAUUGUAUUGCAAAGACUUGUUCUAAUAUUUUAAAGUGUCAAUGCAAAAAAUAUAUAAUACAACUUCUCUGUAAAAUUGAAAUACAGCAUUAUUUAAGGCUGAAAAGUUAACAAGUAUGCUUCACCUCAGAUGCGUUCUUCCACUUGACUCUUUAGCUGCAGGCCGACUGGUAAGUUUCAUUUUCCCAUCAGCAGCAGGCGGCACUACCAGCGCCAGGAAGUGACGUGGAUAAACUAUCAGUAUGUAUCUGUUUUAGAUAUUUUAAUUCUGCUUUUAAAAAGCCUUGAGUAUUUUACUUUGAAAAGUCAGAAUAUGGAGCAAAUCCUCAGACGGAACCACUCCUCGGACCUCUCUGGACGAACGAACGAUUCAUUCCGUGUCCCGUUUAUGACGGUUUUGCAAGCUGCUCUUUGAACAGCUUCCUGCAUGGGCGAAGAGCAUGUCCAUUCCACCACAUCAGUUUACUCAUACGCAGAAGUUUUUUAAAUAACAUGAAUGUUCAGUUGACUUAUAAAUGAGCCUGUUAAUUAAACCAUAGAUAACCGCACAGGAAUUCCACAUCCUUUGACCAAUAAAAGUUGCUGGAGAACCAAA